Molecule: messenger RNA, 7268 nt
Organism: Siniperca chuatsi (mandarin fish)
Lineage: Eukaryota; Metazoa; Chordata; Actinopteri; Centrarchiformes; Sinipercidae
Gene: zer1
Product: zyg-11 related, cell cycle regulator
Exons: 16
Coding region: 188-2542 (784 amino acids)
Cellular component (GO): Cul2-RING ubiquitin ligase complex
Molecular function (GO): protein binding
Source: RefSeq, a predicted model, not a curated record
AGUAGGAGGAGUAGAAGUAGGAGGAGGAGUCUGUUUGUUGACAUCGGACGAAAACGAAAAUCAGAUGAGUGAAGACUGGUGAUAAUAACUCAAUUUCUCGCCGUCAUCAAGACACAUAGUCUUGGCGAAAGCUAAGGUCCCCUGCACUGCCCUGUCGUUGAUCUGAGCCGGAGAAGAAGAGGCUAACAUGGCAGCCAAAGCAGGAGACAACCCUGACAGCCUCAUGACUCUGGCAACGGUCUUCUGCCUGAAGAACCUCAGGAAGACCAUGUGCUACCAGGGAUUCAGGAACAAGCUCUGCCUGCGCUCAGACAUCUUCCUUCCUAGCGAAAUCUGCGACAAGCUGGUCAACACAUAUAUGGAGUUGGUCCACACAGACAGUAACUUUGAACCAGAGGAGAGCUUCUUCCAACUAUUCUCGGACCCUCGAAGCACCAGACUGACCAGGGUACAGCUGAGAGAAGACUUUGUACGUGACAGAGAUCUGGAGGCCAUUAGAAAACAGGACCUGAUUGAGCUCCACCUCACCUACUGCAAUAGUCUGUCAUCCCGCAGCUUGAAAACACUGACUUGCUUCCGUGAGACCUUGGUGUCUCUUUGUCUCUUCGGCUGCAGCCACAUCUUCUACAGGAAGGGCGGUGCCCCACUCGCCUGCAAUGAAGACACCGAGGAUGAGGAGGAGGAGAGCCCUGCUUCUAGGCAAGCAUUAGAAACGGACUUUAACUUCCAGGGGUUCAACCGCCUCAGGUUACUCAAUUUAGGCGGCCUGCCUGACGAGGUGGAUGCUGAGACCCUUCUCAAACCCCUGAAGUCACUCACCUCACUAGAUCUGUCUAAUGUACAAUUGCUGGGAACAGCUUUUCUCACCCAGUGGAAAGACAGACUGGCAUCUCUUGUUCUCUACAAUGUGGACCUGUCAGAGGAGUUGAUCAGUACAGUGGUGGAGAUUGUUAAUCUCAGGCAUCUUGACAUCUCGCGGGAGAGCAGGCGGACCUCUAAGUUUAAGAUGACCAGGAAAAUCCUGACAGCCAUUGUGCAGCGUCUGAUCAAUCUGGUGUCACUGGACAUCUCGGGUCACAUUAUGCUGGACAACUGCACAGUUCCACACUUUGAAGAAGCUAUGGGUCGGCCAAGCACUGAGCCGUGCAAGAGCAGCAUCUAUCCUUUCCAGGAGCUGAAGAGGCCCCUGCAGUUUCUGGGCUUAUAUGACACCACCCUCUGUAAUGUGACACACAUCCCUGCUUAUAAGGUGACUGGAUCAAAGAAUGAAGACCAGGUCCUGAAUGCCAUUGAGGCUUACACAGAGUUUCGCCCUGAGCUGGCCCACAGAGCCAUCAAUCAGCUGUUUGACAUCGCCAGAAUACAACACUGCAGCCAACUGCUCCGAGCUUUGCAACUUGUCAUAGCAGCAUUGAAGUGCCAUAAAUAUGAUAAGAGCAUCCAGGUGACUGGCAGCGCUGCUCUGUUCUACCUAACCAACACAGAGUAUCGCAGUGACCAGAGUGUGCGGUUGCGUAGAGAGGUCAUUCAAGUGGUACUAAAUGGAAUGGAGCAGUACCAGGAGGUCACUGUCCAGAGGAACUGCUGCUUGACUCUGUGUAACUUCAGUAUUCCAGAGGAGCUGGAGUUCCAGUACAGUCGAGUCAACCAGUUGCUGCUGAAAAUCCUGGAGCCAGCCAGGCAGGAUGAGUCCAUCCAAAGAAUUGCUGUGCACCUCUGCAACGCUUUGGUCUGUCAGGUGGACAACCAUCACAAGGAAGCUGUGGGAAAGAUGGGAUUUGUCAAGACAAUGCUGAAUUUAAUUCAGAAGAAGCUGCAGGACAGAAUGUGUGACCAGGUGAUGGAGUUUUCCUGGAGUGCUCUGUGGAACAUCACUGAUGAGACGCCCGACAACUGUCAGAUGUUCCUCAACUGUCGGGGCAUGAGUCUCUUUCUGGAGUGUCUACAGGAGUUUCCAGACAAGCAGGAGCUUCACCGCAACAUGUUGGGGCUUUUGGGAAAUGUUGCUGAGGUCAAAGCACUGAGGCCACAGCUGCUUACCCCACAGUUCAUCACUGUAUUCAGUAACCUGCUGGACAGUAAGGCAGAUGGAAUCGAGGUGUCGUACAAUGCAUGUGGCGUGCUUUCACACAUCAUGUUUGAUGGGCCGGAGGUUUGGUCGAUGGAAGAGCCGCAAAGAGACACAGUGAUGGACAAGAUGUGGGACGCCAUCCAGAGCUGGGACGUCAGCUCACGCCGCAACAUCAACUACAGGUCAUUUGAGCCCAUCCUGCGACUGCUGCCCCAGAGCAUCUCUCCUGUCAGUCAGCACUGGGCCACGUGGGCUCUCUACAACCUUGUGUCAGUUUACCCAAGCAAGUAUUGUCCCCUGCUGAUAAAGGAAGGAGGAAUAAGUCUUCUAGAGAAAGUUCUGGAACUGGGGAGCUCACAGCCAGAGACCAAGGACAUGGCCAGCAAAGUAAUGGAGCAGUGUGAAAACUUCAAAGAAGACCCCAUGGAAACAAAUCAUGGGCAGGAGGUAAACUAUGGACAAAGAGGUUGACACCACAGGAGCCAUGAUUCCCGGCAAACAUUAAGCUAAACAACCUAAGGCCCCUCCUACUGUCAUCACCACAAGGGUCAAUUGUGUGCAUUAUUCUUAUCAUUCUUAUUAUUUUGUAGAGCAGAAAUGUGUCUCCGACCCUCUUCACAGCAGUUUGGACAAAACCUUAAUAUAUGACACAUAGGACUUAAGAUGUGGUGCGUGGUGUUUUUUGUUGUGAGGGUGCUUACCUUUGCUGCACAUAAGCAUCUCUUCUGUUGGGACAGGUUUGUGGGGGUGGGCGACUGUAAUCUCUCAGUGUGUGUGUGUGUGUGUGUGUGUGUGUGUGUGUGUGUGUGUGUGUGUGUCAAUGAUUAUCAACAGAACAAAACAGUUGGAGUGAUGCUUGGUUCUCAGUGGAAGGAAACGAAAGCCCUCCCAAGCUCACUACCGUUAACUGUGUAACAUUGAACAAAAGGCUAAAAGCUGUGUAGUGUCCUGCACCGCCAUCAGAGGUCUCGGCUCUCAUGCUGCUCUCUCACAGUUGCUCAUGCUUGUGGAGGCCUCUGAGCUGUUGACACAUGUACAGUGAAAACUAGCCAUUAUGUGUGUAGGCUGCAGAGAAGCAUCACACUGAUGUUGAUGGGAGGGAAGUCUUCCCAGACCUUGUGGCACAAUGAUGGACUUCUUUGUUAUAUAUGUAAAUAUUCUCUGUUUGUCUCAUCCUUUUACUGUGUGUAUGUUUUAUAAUAUAACUGUAAACACUCAUGACUUUACUCUCUAUUUAAAUUUGUUUAGGUUUGACUAAGUGCUAAGAAACUAUAUACAGAAUACCCAAUGAUUCAAAACUCAGUUCUUAAAAGGAUCAUUUAGAUUUAGUUCAGCCUUGCUUCUGUUUUAAUUGUCUGGCAUCUUAACCUGAUUCUGUUGGUUCUUCUUACUGGAAGCACUAGUGAGUUUCAACUAUGAGGGAGGUAAAAACACCCAAAGCAAAUACACUAUAUGGCCCAAAGUAUGUGGACACUACCAGCCGUGUGCACAAAGCCAGGUCCAUAAAGAAAUGGUUUUCCCAGUUUGCUGUGGAAGAACUUGACUGACCUGCAAAGCGCCCUGACCAACCCCAUCCAACACAUUUGGGAUGAACUGGAGCACCAACUGCAACAUAACAUCCAACAGUGUUGGACCUCACUAAUGCUCUUGUGGCUGAAUGGGGGAGCAAAUCCCUGCAGCAGGUUCAAUAUUUGAUGGAAAGCCUGAAACCAGAAGAGUAGAGGCUGCAACAGUUUGGUGCCCAUGGUUUUGGAAUUACCUGUUCAACUAUCACUUAUAAAAUCGAUGCAGCAGAACCAGAGAUAUCAUCUUUUUUAUUCCACACAUUCUUCCAAAACCUGGUGUCUACAUUACCAACAGUGCAACGUGGCUGCCCACAGUUUGGUCUGAGAUUCAGCUGUGUUAUGCUAGUAGCGGCUAAUGUAGCCUGGAGCCUCCAGCCUGCAGCAGAGAUGAGCAGCAGCUACAGAGGUCUGGUAAGCUCACUUCUUUCUAACUCCACAUCCCCAGAUUUUUUUCAUUUUCAAACUUGUAGUCUUCAGCCCCAACCAACACUGACUCAAGUGGCAUCACUUGAAGGCAGGAUUUCACACUGUUGUCGUGACUCAGUGGUUCAACAUAUAUAAAGGUUAUGGACAUGUAACAGUUCUUAAAGCUGUCUCUAGUGUUUUGCCUUCAAGCUCAACAGUGCUUCCAGUGGUCAAGUAUGGUGCUCGAUAAUCAAAAAGACAAGGCUGAAGGAAACAGUUAACCUUUAACAACACCUGAUUUUUACUGGUUGGUCAAAAUGCUGCUAAGUAACUGCUUCACUUAAACACUUCUUCUAGUACCCAGGGUACUAUACUAACAUUAAACAGCAGAUGAAGCAAUAACUGAUGGGAGAAAAAUAAAGUGCGUUGAUAUGUAUUUAAAGUUGAUGAUCUUUUAGUGUCUGGCUCAGAGGUAUCAUGAUCACAUGGAGGGAGUGAUUCAGUGGUUUGACUGCAUACAGAAGAAUCAAGUUUGAUCCCCACCUCUGCUGAACGGAAAUUUCUACUGAGCUAUCACAGCUCUCACCCUCACUUAAACCAACUUGUUUUGGUGUAUUUUGACUGCGCCUUUUUCUAAACCCAAAUCAAAGUCUGACUUUAUUCACUGUUGUGACCUUAAAGGUGCCCUGUGGAGUUUUCUUGCAAACAAAGACAUUUAUGUUUACAUUUGAUGUUUCUCACCAAAACUCACUGUGUGUAUGCUUGAGGCCUAACAAACAUUUUGAAUGCCUUUUCUCGUAAUAUUUUAAAAGCUGAUUUUUUUUUUUUUCAUUUAAUUUUGCCACCUGAACAUGUUUGCUAGCGCACAGUAUUCUUCUUCUUUGCUGGGACAUUGCUGUUUCUUGCUACCAACUGUCUAUAAAUGGAAUAGUGUACUGUAAAACUGUCACACACAUACAUAUAGCUCUGCCCACGUGCUCUUGUAUGUGGGUCCUUUUAUGUGAGCUCAAGUUACAAACUAAAUAGUGACCUACUCAUCAAAACUCAACAAAAGCUCCACAGCACUACUAGUGGUUAAAAACUCCACAGGGUACGUUUUAAGCUGACCCUAACUAACUAGUUUCUUCACUGGCAUUUCUCACAUGUCGCUGAGAUCAUUUACAGGAAGUGUUGUAUUAGGACACUCUUCUGCAAACAGCACUGACUAUAAAUGCCCCACAUGAGAAAGUGUUCGCUUGGCUAUCAAAGGCAGCGUCUUACAUUCAGAACUACAAAAUCAAAAUCUCAACAGUAGCUGUCUGAAUGGGGAGCAAUUACUUUUCGUUUAGAGAGCAGAUUACCUGUCGUACAUAUUCAUUUUCAUACCAGCGAGGCAUGGCAAAUACACAGAAUAUUACUGUUUUUAAUAGCUUGUUUUAAUGCUUUAAUUAUAGACUGCAUUUUAGUUAAGUUCAGAAGUACAACAGACAGGCAUAUGUUUUUCAUCAUUUACCAUAACCACUUCAGCAGUAACACACACCAGAUUUGGGACAGUUACUGUAUGCUGGGAUUGGAGUUGCCUUUCUAUCCUUAACAGGAGUUUUGACAUUCAGAGCACAGUUAAGUUAUAAAAAACAUAAAUAGAUUCACAGUACUAUGAAUCAAAUAUGGAAGGUUUCUUAUUUACGUCUCCUUGCCUUAUGGUAGUGAGUGGAAAAAUGAUGAGGGUUUAAUUCUAGUGAUAGUUGUAAUUUAAAUGUUUUUUCUGUGUUGGCGUGGGCUUCAACUAAUGAUUAUUUCCAUUAUUGAUUAAUCUAUUGAAAUCAGAUGUUUUGUCCAGAUCCCAGAGCUAUUCAAUUUACAAUGGUAUUAAACAAAGAAAUGAAGCAUUUAUUAAUUAUCGAAUUGUUGCAGAUUUAAAUUUCUGUCAAUCAACACUUGAGCACAGUUUCAUAUAUGUACUCUGUUUAAAUACCGUUUUCAGGUCAGUGCUACAGUAUGUUCCCACCUUGGCUUAAUUCUUAGAACAUUGCAUUGCUGCCAUUUUAACUGAGUUUCCCAUUAAAUGAAUGAGCAGUUUGAGCAGGGACAAAGACUCACUUGGCCCACAGUGCUGAUUCUGACUCGGAUUUGGAUGGUGGGUGGGAGCGCAAAGCUUUCAUUCACAUACAUUUAAUUCAUUGCGUAAUGAGUUCAUUGCCUAAACCAGGGACUGCCAGAACCUUAAAAUUCACGCCAGUGAAGGAACAUACAUCACCAAUCAUACUGCAUAACAACAUUCAAAAGGUUUUCUCCUCCAACUGUAAAAUGUGUGAACCAGGUCAGGCAUAGUGCACAGUGGUUUCUAAUAUGUAGCACACUGGCACCACAGUGUGUGUAGCUCGAGCUGGUUCCCGGUAUCAGCCUCUGUACAGUGUGUCAUUCAGAGUCUCCUACAUAAAUACAGUACAAGGACUAUGUUCAUGAGUGAGUGUUUUUUAACUUAUUUCAUAUCAGCUGUGUUGGGUUUACCCACUGACCUGAUUUCCUGGUUCUCAUGUACAGUUUUUCUUUGUGUGAUUUGUGGGAAUCUGAUUGGCACAGCUCUGUUUCUAUUGCUAUUUCACAGUCAUGGUGGAAAUUAGUGUUCAAGUAGGCAGUGGUGUGAAAUGAAAAGCUUUAGUAGAGACUCUCUUAAUUUUCUCUUAGUUUCUGUCUGGAGUUCAAAUGUGUGAAUAUGAAGAGGAUUUACCACGCUUUCACAUAUGAUCAAAACAAAAUCUUGUGAGUUUUUAAUUCUUAAGAAUCACGGUGUUUGAUUAGAGCCUAGCAGAGGUGUGGACUUCUCUCUAGAGAAAGUAGAUCAGUUGAACAUCACCUAUUGUUUUUAAUUUGGAGUCACUGAAUGUUUCAAUUUAUGCUUUCCAGGAAAUAAUGUCUAGAACUAAAAAAACAUGGAUGGCAGUGACAGCAGAUAGCUACUGUUGGGGGUUGAUUGUUAUUUAUAAAGGUGUAUGUGCUGAAAAAAGUUAAAGUGAAAUACUGCUUCAGGGGAACUGCUGUGUCAUUUCAUCUACUAAUUUCUGUUUCUGAAGUCUGUCGACACUUCGUUACUCAUUUCUUUUGUAACUGCUGAUAAGUGUAAUCCAAAAUGGAGUGAGGGAUAUUUGAUUCAAACAUUAUGGAAUUCCAAUUUUUCCUGAUCUAAAUAGUACCAGGCCAUUAGUGUAAAGAUAUGAAUAAGCAAUAAAGAUGGAGUGGUAAAAAAA